Sceloporus undulatus (fence lizard) is the source of this 4899-nucleotide messenger RNA. It is a transcript of the gene PCK2, whose product is annotated as phosphoenolpyruvate carboxykinase 2, mitochondrial. Gene Ontology annotation, biological process: gluconeogenesis; cellular response to glucose stimulus; hepatocyte differentiation. The record is from RefSeq and is a predicted model, not a curated record. Gene Ontology annotation, molecular function: manganese ion binding; phosphoenolpyruvate carboxykinase (GTP) activity; GTP binding. Gene Ontology annotation, cellular component: cytosol. Lineage: Eukaryota; Metazoa; Chordata; Lepidosauria; Squamata; Phrynosomatidae. The transcript has 9 exons. Bases 396 to 1916 code for a protein of 506 amino acids.
UUCCUUCUCCAUUCCCCUGUAGUCUCGGAGCAUGCUCUCUGAGAUGCUGGUCGGCAGUCCCAGUCCGCUGGGCCCAUGCCCCCCGGGUGCUACAUGGAGACCUUAGCAAACUUUCGGGACGAGUCCAAGAGUUUGUAGAACAUGGGGUGAAACUUUGCCAGCCAGAUAGCAUCCACAUCUGUGAUGGGACUGAGAAGGAGAAUGGCAAGAUCUUGAACCUCCUGGAGUCGGAAGGAGUCAUCAAGCCGCUGACCAAAUAUGAGAACUGCUGGCUAGCCAAGACCGACCCUAAGGAUGUGGCCCGAGUGGAAAGCCGAACAGUUAUUGUAACUGAGAACCAAAGGGACACACUGCCCAUUCCUGCCCCUGAGGUCAAAGGGCAAUUGGGCAACUGGAUGAACCCCAAAACAUUCCAGGAGGCAGUGGAUGACCGGUUCCCUGGUUGCAUGAAAGGGCGUACCAUGUAUGUCAUCCCAUAUAGCAUGGGUCCUAUCGGCUCACCCCUGUCCAAAAUUGGGAUCCAGCUAACAGACUCAGCCUAUGUGGUCGCCAGCAUGCGCAUCAUGACCCGCAUGGGUGUUGCCGCCCUCCGCACUCUGGGAGACGGGGAAUUUGUCAAGUGCCUCCAUUCUGUGGGGCGACCCCUACCCCUAAAUGAAGAACUGGUGAACAACUGGCCGUGUAACCCUGAGAAGACCAUAAUCGCACAUGUCCCCAAACGCCGAGAGAUUGUCUCCUUUGGCAGUGGCUACGGUGGCAACUCCCUCCUGGGCAAAAAGUGUUUUGCUCUGCGUAUCGCCUCUUGCAUUGCCAAAGACGAAGGCUGGCUGGCUGAACACAUGCUGAUCCUGGGGCUCACAAAUCCCGAGGGGAAGAAGAAAUAUGUGGCCGCAGCUUUUCCCAGCGCAUGCGGAAAGACCAACCUGGCCAUGAUGAACCCUACCUUGCCUGGCUGGAGAGUGGAGUGUGUGGGAGAUGACAUUGCCUGGAUGAAAUUUGACAGUGAUGGUGUCCUACGGGCCAUCAACCCUGAGAAUGGUUUCUUUGGAGUGGCACCAGGUACCUCCACCAAAACCAACCCCAACGCCAUGCAUACCAUCCAACGGAACACCAUUUUCACCAAUGUUGCUGAGACCAGUGAAGGGGGAGUCUACUGGGAAGGCAUUGACCAGAUGAUCCCCGCAGGGGUUACCAUCAGCACAUGGCAGGGAAAGCCCUGGAAGCCAGGUGACUCAGAGCCAGCAGCUCAUCCCAACUCUCGCUUUUGUGCCCCAGCCCGCCAGUGUCCCAUCAUGGAUCCAGACUGGGAAUCCCCCCAGGGGGUCCCUAUUGAUGCCAUCAUCUUUGGGGGCAGGAGACCCAUGGGCGUGCCCUUGGUGUACGAGGCCUUCAACUGGCGCCAUGGAGUCUUUGUGGGCACGGCCAUGAGAUCGGAGUCCACUGCAGCAGCUGAACACAAAGGUAAAGUCAUCAUGCAUGACCCCUUUGCCAUGCGCCCUUUCUUUGGUUACAACUUUGGCCGCUACCUCGAGCACUGGUUGAGCAUGGAGGAGCGCAAGGGUGUUCGCCUUCCCAAGAUUUUCCAUGUCAACUGGUUCCGCAAGGAUGCUGCCGGGAACUUCUUGUGGCCGGGCUUUGGCGAAAACUCCCGUGUCCUUGACUGGAUCUUCCGCCGUGUUGACGGAGAAGAGAGCGCCAAGGAGACGCCAAUCGGGUACAUCCCAAAAGAAGGUGCUUUAGACAUGAAGGGUCUAACCAAGGUGAACUUUGAGGAGCUGUUCUCACUGCCCAAAGAUUUCUGGGAACAAGAAGUGCGGGAAAUCAGGCAGUACCUAACAGAACAAGUACCCGACGAUCUGCCCAAGGAAGUCAUGAAGGAACUGGAGGCUUUGGAGAGCCGGGUUAAGAGGAUGUGAGGGACCUGAAAAUAAAAGAAAAAAGAACCAAAGACACAUUCCCCUGUAUCUCCUGUCGGGAGAAGGAGGAGGUGACUGGGAGCUUGUUUACAGACUUAUCUUUCCCCACUUCUGACCAGCUAAGCCUCUCUGGCCAUCAGGAGUCAACCAUCUUGUCUCCAUGGUCAUGAGGUGACCAUCUUGCCUCCAGGCAACCUGAAUUUUACCUGUUUUCUUGUGUGUCUCUGUUUUCUUGAUUCAUCUGCUUUAUGUCCUUCUCCUUUACCACUAUCAUUCCUUGAUUGUAGGGAAACAAGGCAGAAAUCAUCUGCUUUCAUGUUUUCAUCAGUUUUAUGUUGGUUCUCCUUUGAGUCGGCUUUUCUUGUCUAUGUAUCAUUCUUGUUACAAAAUAGUUUUUGUCCUUUCACAGUCCUUUCUGGUGAAAGACUUUAGGCUGAAAAAGUGCUUGGGAGGAAGGUAUGAUGGAAAGCUUUGGUGGAAAGAGACACCAUAAGAUUGCCCAGUGAGUGUUCUCUAAUUCCAAUAUUAGUCACUGUUAGUUGUACAUCCAGAAGUAAUGGAAGCUCUGCCAUCAGUAGGUCUUCAAAGGAGAUGUACUUUCCUUAGCAAAAUCUUCUUAUUUGGUACCACAAAUUCAACUUAACAGUUAGGUGCUAAUCUUUAGGUUCUAGACCUGUUGCUAUUAGUAUCAGUAACCGGAAUAUGGGAUGGGUUCCACCACAUUUAGAUAACCUUUCCUUCUAGUUCCUUUGAACCAUAUGAACAUAUGAUGCUGCCUUAUACUGAGUCAGACCAUUGGUCUAUCUAACUACCACUAGUAAGUUGCUAAUUUAUGCCAUUGGGCCAUCAUGUGAUAUAAGUGACAGUUUGUGGGACUGCUUUCUAGUGCCUAUCAGAGAUGUAGUAUACCUCCACUAGCCUGACUAAUUGUAUGACUUGUAAAUUCUGUAAGUGUGGAACAUGCUGGCAGUUGCUUUUCUGUCAUAGGAAGCAAAUCAACUCUUCGGAAGUUCACAAGAACCUUAUGAAACCACAUUGUGUUGGAUCAGAUCAUUAGUCAAUCUAAUCUUAUCCAACCAGCAUGAUCAACUGACUUAAUCCUUUCUCAUUGUUCUCUGGCUCUCAGAUUUUAUACCUAUACUCUGAUUUUAUCUCCAGUACUGUAGUCACCCCUUGGGGAAGUGCAUCUGUAUAGUAUCACAUUUUUAUGUUUCACAGAAUUCAGUUGUCCAUCUGCCAAGCAGAUGCAAAACAUAAUAUUCCCUUCAGAGAUGUGAGUUCCUCUCAACUUAAAUUUGUUUGAGGAAAAUUAAUAACUUUAUCAAAAUUCACUUGAGUUAAUCCAUCCAACAAAUUCUAGCAAGAGAGUGGUAUAGAUAUUAGAGUAAACCAGAUAUUUCUUCAUCUAUGCUUCUCAACAUAUAUACCCUAGGUCCUAGGACAUGGUCUCACAUACUUAACAGGACAGUUAUGAAGACAAAUGAGAUACAAGCAAUAACUAUCCUUUGUAUACAAAGGCAUAUUGAAGAUCCUUUGAGACUAACUGUGCGAAAGAAGUUGUAGCAUAACCUUUCAUAGACCUCCUCAGGUCUGCUCCCUCAUACAGGUAUUGGCAGAAUUUUGGUUCCACCUUAGUUUAGAUGCAUCAUCCAUUUUAUCUGAAUUUGACAAGGAUCCUAUUUACCUAACCAAAGGUCAUCUACAAUUCUAAUCAUCCCUGUCUCACCUCACGUUCCAUUGUUAACCAUCCUUUUCCUUCUGCACAGCCUUUGGAAUAGGAGUGGGUAAAGAGUGGCCCUCCUGAGGCCCCCUAGAUUGUUUUUGUGGCCUUUAUCCCUUCCACAUUUGUCCCACCACCCUUUUUUUUUUUUCCUCAUAGAAAAGGGUGAUCUACUUCCCUGGGAAGCAUCUAGUAGUGACAAGUUGCCUUUUAAAUAGGUUGCAGUCCCUUCUCUUUACUGUUCAACAUAAAAAAAAUAGCCAUUUCUCGAAACCAGAAGUGGACUUCUGACCACUUCCUUAUGUACUUGGUUGGUUUUGGGUUUUAGCAUUUUUGGCAGUCCCUGGAGGGUCCUGGGAUAAAUAAUUGGCCUCUGGACCCACCACAGCUGUUUUUUUGGGUGCCUUCAAAUCAUUUCUGACUUACGGCAACCCUAAGGCAAGACUAUCACAGGCUUUUCUUGGCAAGAUUUGUUCAGGGUUGUCGGUUUUUUGCCAGUGCCUCCCUCUGAGGCUGUGAGGGUGUCUUAAGUCACCCAGUGGGUUUCCAUGGAUGAAUGGGGACCAUGGUCUCCAAAGUUUGUCCAAUGCUCAAACCACUACACCGUGCUGGCUCCGGACCCACCACAGUUGCCUGGGCCAAUUAUCAUGCCCAUUAAUAUUUCGUAACAUUACAUUAGCACAGGCAAUAGCCAGGCGAUUUUUAGCCUAUUAUGUUUCUUAGGAUAUCCAGCAAAAAGUGUGAAUUGCAUAAUGCACCGUCUUCCCACUUAGGACAAGUGGGUGAAUCUGUUACAGCUUGUCAGCAAAUAAUGGCCAUCCACUAGUUAUCAGGUAUGGUGUCAUUUUGACUGGUGCUCAUUGUGAUAGUUUAAUAGCUACCCACCUUUACAUUCCUGUAUGUGGACCUUGAUUGGUGGAGUUACUGUACUCCCUCUCCUCAGCUGUUUUAAGCCCAUGCUUGAAUGGAGUUCACCUGUGUUUCAAUGUAUUACCAUAUGCAACGGAUUAAUGGGCUUUCUGUUUCUUCCUCUCCACCUUUGCCAGAACUUCAGGGUGAGGAUGGCAGGAACCUUUCAGCUAUGUUCAGUGAGUGGUGAUGUUUCAACCAGUAAUGAGGCGGCUGCUGGAAGGAAACCCAAAAACAUGAGAUAGAUAUUUGAAUGCAAUUUAAUUUGGUUUUUUUAUAAAAUAAAUAAAAUUAAAUGCAUACUAUUUUAUUAAUAACAAACAUGAAUGAGAAUAAAAGUAUCAAGAAAUAAAA